Molecule: messenger RNA, 4263 nt
Organism: Prorocentrum cordatum
Lineage: Eukaryota; Dinophyceae; Prorocentrales; Prorocentraceae
Source: the annotation of a GenBank genome assembly
AUGCGUCCCCCGACGAUCACCGAGCACGAGCAAGCCAUCGCGGAAGCUGACCUGAUGGAGAAACCGCCACGCAAGCCCGUCGCCUGGCAGCUGGAGGACGCCCAUCUUUUCAAUGAGACGGUCUGCUCGACGCUGCAGGUGCCGCACUUCCCGACCGCGACGGGCGGCUUCACCGAGGGCGACCUCGCGAACGCGCUGGGCAUCUUCACGGACGGCUCGGCGCGGGGGCGGAGAUAUGGGAAGCACCAGGCCUCCUGCGCAGGAUGGGGCUUUGCCGUCUACCGCGCCACCUCGCCACGCGACCAGGGCGAGCUGAUGGUCGAGGCGUGUGGCCCUGAGGCCACCACUCCUCAGGACCCCCGCUACUUGGGCGCGUGCUCCAUCACAACGAACACGGGGGAGCUCUCGGCGAUCGUGGAGGCGCUCCUAUGGCUGCUGGGGCAGCGGGGUUCCUCGGAGCCAACGGCCCAGGACGGUGGACUCAUCCAGGUGGUUACCGACUCGACGUACGUACAGGGGCUCAUCGCCGAAGUAUUCCAACCGCGUGAGAACGCUCCUCUGGCGAUCCUGGCCGUGCACUUGUGGAAGAGGGCUGCCGCGUAUUUUGACUUGCACAUAUGCUGGGUCAAGGGACACAGCGGCAACAUUGGCAAUGAGAAGGCGGAUUUUUGGGCGAAACGAGGUGCUGACAGGCGCUUUCACACAGCCCAUUGGAGACGGCCAUGCCCUGCUCACGAUUGGGGAGCGGAAGAGUACCGCAAACGAUUCUUCAACCCGCAGCCGAGGCUGGCAGCGUGCUCCAGACAGGGCACCCCCUCCAUCUCCGCGCUGACGGCGGCGAUCUCCGCUGGCGCAGCUGUGGCCGGCCACGCCCCUCGCCGAGGGCGCCGGAGACCCCCGCAGGGCGGCCCCGAGCUCCUCCACCUGAAGCGCCUGGAGCAGCUGCGCGCGCAGGAGUCGGACCUCCGCGCGCGGCACUUGCUGGGGCCCGCGGUGGCUGAGGCCAAGCGCGCCCUGAGGGGCCGCUGCGACACCGUCCACCUGGAGCGACUGCGCGCGAGGGGGCGGGCCGACAGACCCUACCGCUCGGGCAAGCCCGUGCGCGAGCUGAAGACGGACGACGGCUUGAGCGCCAACACCGCGCGGGCCCGCUGCGAGCUGACCCGCGCCUUCUACGCCAACCUGUUCGCCGACCCGACCAGCGACCAGGCCCUGCCCGCCUGGGUGCAUAGCCAGUGGACCGCCGAACGCCAGCAGGCUGAGGGACUCCAGGACGACGCCCUCGAACAGAUCCUCGCGGCCUUUCGCCUGAGACUCUGCAACCACGUGAGUGAGUAUUUCGACCAGGUGCCCGGAGCCUGGCUUGAGAUGGCGGAGGCGGCGGCCAGAGGACGAAGGAUCGCUAUCGCCGACUGGAGAAGCAGGUUGAGCAACUACAGGCGCGACUGCGAGAUGCGGAACGUGGCAAUGCACCUUCCGACGAAGACAUGGGCAGGGGUGAUGCUCCUGAUGGUAAUGGUGGGGCUGUCCCUGGGGAUGGCCUUGCUCGAGCUGACGAGAGGACAACGCCGAUCUGGCGUGUGCGAGGGCGCUGGGCCAAGGAAGGCAUUCGCGGUGGAGGCGCUGGAGCAGGUGCUCAAAAAGCACGGCAUACAGGCCGAGUUGCUCGCACCGAUCGUCAAGGAAGAAGAGGACUACGACGCCAGUAAGUUACGGGUUGCGGCCGACAUACUGCACAGGGCAGCGGAGUUGUGCGGUAUUGCCACUUCCAUUGGAAGGCUCGGUGGCGCUGGUGUCGCGUCAGUCGCCGAGACCGAGGAUCUUUGGGGGGACGUUUUCUGGGUGCACCUUGGUUGGGCCAGUGGCGCGGACGCAGGCCUUGGAUCUUAUCAUGGGCGCUGGUCUGAGGCGGAGAUUACAGAGGCUGGUGGCGCCAGCGGCGGGGUAGCCGCGUUGACUAGCACCGACGCGGCGGCGGCAGAGGCGCCUUUUCUCUACCAAGCACAGCUUCCUGAAGGCAGGUUUGUCGCGGCACACCUGCACCGGGGAGCGGCUAAAGGCAUUAUUGCCAUGGGCGCUUAUAUGCACGAUGCCGAGGGCCCCGGCGAGGGCAAUAUCGCGCUGGCGCACGGCAUCUGCCGGCACCUUGGGCCCCUCAACCGCGCGGGCAUGGAUUGGAUAGUGCUUGGGGGCUGGAACGUUGAGCCGCAUUGUUGGGGGGAUCCGCGGCUGUCUCAAGUGCGCGGGCAGUUGAUCUUUAAUGACGGGCCUACAUGUGCCAAGAGCGCAGCUGGCACGGUGUACGAUUACGCACUGGUGGCUCGCAAUCUUCUGCCCUGGAUGGGACCUCCCGCUCUGCAGGAAGACACAGCGACACCAGCGCAUUAUCCUGUUCUGUUCCCUUUGUUGGUCAACGACUGCUCAACUUGGAGGCGAGCGCUGGUCGAACCAUUGGGUUUUUCGGCUACACCGCCAGCGGGCUGCGCUCAUUACCCCAACGGACAUGCACGGCGCGGCCCGUCGCCCCAAGUGGUUGUUGUUGACGAGCCUGCCAAGCUCACUCAGGCAUGGGGGUUUGCGGUUACCGCGUCGGAGAAGGAGUUCGCUGCGAGGCGGCAUCUACGAGGGGCUAACGAUCGCACGCACAUAGGGCGAGGUGGCUCGGCGCAAUCGAAGUGGGAGAAGUUCCAGCGGCGUCCGCCGAGGAAGCGCAACUACACUGACAAGACCACACAUUGCUGGCAGGUCGCGGCGCGAUGGGCUACUCACCCACGCAAUGCACAAGGGCAUCUCACCGGGUAUUGCAAGGACCUGUCAGCCUCGCGCGCGCUGUGCCCCAUUUCUCAUCAGCAGCGUGGUCAUCUGAUCAAGGCAGUGAAGGAGGUGUUGAAGGAGUUGCCAGAUGACGUUCAGAGGUUCUCGUUGGCUGGCGUUGGCGCUCUGGCAUCUGACGAGUCCGACGAGGUCGCCGACCGCAUUUUACAGGAGCCCGAGGGCAAAACCAAGGCUGGCAUACAUGGGCGCCACAUGGCGUGGAAGCUGCGGGCCGACCAGGCAUUCCUGCGAGGGCAUGUUGGCUGGUUGCAGUCAAUCAAUUACGUUACCUACGGUGCCCACAGCCAAGGCGAUCAGGUGGGCAAGCGCACGGUGGCGAGCAAGAGGUUCAAGCUAUUGCACAAAAGACUCAAGCGUGUCCACGCCUUCAAGCGCACAGUGGGCUUGAAGCAUCCCAGAGCUGAGGCGUUGUGGUUGGGCUUGCGCACAGAUGGCCCCUGGUGGCUAUCCAGCCAGAGCGGUGCAUGGUGGACUGCCUUGAGCGGGCCGAAUAUCGGGGCUGCCGAACGCUACGGCGCACUGCAGGCGCUUGAGUACUUCCCGAACCUCAGUCGCACCAUCACGGACCUGGCUGGACCGGCGGUGGAAGGUAUCCGGCCGGAUGCUCAUGAUAUUGGCGCCGGCGCGCGCCACGCACGGAUAUGGAGGCUCAUCCAGGGCAAGGUUCGCGCGCUAGUUCACCUGGGCAAUAUUUCAUGGGGCGCUCGCAAGGUCUGCCUUCCCACACGCCUGCAAUCGAUGCAGGCCAAUGUAUUCUUUGGGACUGAAGGGGGCCUCACUUUCAACCCUGUGCGCGAGCCCGCUGUUCAGACAGCACUUGACGGAGCAGACCAGAUUCUGAGUGAUGGUUACGUCCAGCCAGUGCAUAUGGUCGACUUCACGGAGGAGCCUCACAUACAGGCCAAACGGACGGAGAUCUGCCAGCCGCAGCAGCAGGAGGCCAUAUCCGAGGCUCCGCCCGCCGGCGCGCCUGGGCCGACGGCGCCGCCGCAGGGCGGAGCGGACUUCGAGUCCCUUGCGCCUCACGUGGGGGAGCUGGCGCAGACCGCGACGAGGCUGAUCGGACUGGAGGGCCGCGUCGCCGCCGCGCUGGAGAGCCUGGCCUCUGCGGGGCGCGUGGAGGAUUUCGAGCCGCGAAUGCAGGAGGUUUCCCAGCAGCUGGAGGCGAUCGUACCCCGGGUGGAGGAGCUUUCGCGCCGGACGGAGUCCCUCGGCGAGCUCCAGGCCAUCGCCCCGCGGGUGAGCGAGCUGGCGCAGAGCGUGGCGAGGCUGACCGGGGCCGGCGGCGUGGAGGCCAGGCUGGCGGACGCGCGCGAGGCCAUCGACGCGCAGAGGGGCCUCGCGCCGCGGGUGGCGGAGCUGGCGCGGAAUCUCGCGAAUGUCGCGUCCUGCGGGCCGCGGGCGGCGGAGCUGCUGCGGCGCUUGGAG